Molecule: messenger RNA, 535 nt
Organism: Daldinia decipiens
Lineage: Eukaryota; Fungi; Ascomycota; Sordariomycetes; Xylariales; Hypoxylaceae
Exons: 2
Coding region: 119-505 (128 amino acids)
Source: RefSeq, a predicted model, not a curated record
UCAGAUUGCUAGCCUACAGGACCCAUUGUGCGUUAUAAAGAGGUGAGCAGACGCUCUGCUCGUAUGUUAACGCUAUCUACCUAGAACCCUCUAAAGCUAUCCACAUACUAUUACAAGUAUGAGCCUCAAGAUUAUCCAAGGACUGGCUUUCGCCAUAUGCGUCGCCGCUGCUACCGAGGGCUCGCCCGGUGAUCCUGACUUUUACAACACUGUUGCCGAAAUAUUCUCGGGGCCUGACUGUGGCGAAGAAAGCUUUGUCUGGGCGGAUCCUAUAUUCGGGAGCGGCGGGAGCUGUCAACCUCUCGAUAGACACGGGAAUACCCCUGACAUCCUCAGCUACAAGCCUACCGACAUCUAUCCUGACUGCAUAGUUACACUUUACACGGAUACCGAGUGCAAUAGCACACCGUACUCGGCGGAGGUAAACCAAUGUGUUCAAGCGGGUAUUCCUUUCGUCAGUGCCUUCGUGCAGUGCCCGUUCUCGAUCAACCCGGAAAGUGUCUAGAACGAAGAUGCUUUGGGACUAUUGGCCGCU